GGGGUUUAUGGACGUUCACCGCGCCGAGUCGUGCUUGAUUCAUCGCCAAGGCUCGCGCACGCUCUCCUUCUCUCUCGUUCUCGUCUGCUGUAUUCGCAGCCUAUAAACAGAGAAAGAGAGAGGAGUCACGGGUUGUUGGCCCUUUCGUUUUGUUCCGCGGCGCGACGAUGUAUCGCGUCAAGGGCUUUGGCUGGAACUAUAUAUCACAAGAGACUUGCGUGAAUGCAGAGGAAGUUUUUAAGUACUUUAUAUAGCUGCGGCUUUUCAUGUAGGUGUACUGUGCAGGGGAAUGGCAAGGAAGUGGGUGUGCUCCUGCCUGGUCCAGGUGUGCCCUUUGUUGCAUGAAUGCAUCUGCAGAAAUUGGAGAGACGUGCUGCUCUGCAAUGUCUGAGGUAAAAUAGUAUUAUAGAACUAGAAUAAUAAGAGCAAUCAUGGCAAGGAGCAGGAAGUUUGACAAUAAUACGCUAGACGUAUUAAACAAAGGAUGCUUGGACCUAUAUGACAGUGUGGCCUGUGGUCGGAUCAGCCUACUGGUUUUCCUCAGUGUAAUAACACUGUUUUUUGUAAUUCUGAAGAUCAUCAAGUACCAUAGCUACAAGCAUUCACAGAUGCAUCAUUAUGCCAUAUUCUACAUCUCUGCCAUCCAGUGCAUCGUCAGUGCUGCAAGUUUUAUACUCGGGAUUCGAUAUCCCCAGUUACACUUUGCCACAAACUUCUUUAAGCUCUAUCAAUUCAUUCUAAUUUGCCAUCUUCACUGGUCAAUGGCAGCGAGAUCUCGACACAGAGAUGAUGUUGUACAACAUGUCAUUAAUCCCAUUCUGUGUCUGUACACUCUCUAUUGCAUCACCGUUGUCUUAAUGGGAAUGGUGGACAUAAGUGGAACCUGGACUGAAUGUUUUAGACCUUAUUGGCUAAUGUUGUCGAGUGCAGACUUCAUUGCAGUUCAGCUGUUUGCAAUAGUUGCAUUGUAUGUUACACACAGUAACAGACAGUUAGUUAUAUCGGCUCUAAUGAUGCCUGCAACUUCGUCCCAGACAAGAGACUUGUGGCUUGUCACUGCAGUUUAUGAAGUUUCAGCUGCAGUUUCAGUUGUUUUUGAUGCAAUCAUGGUCCUAAUGGGUAGAGACGAAAGUGGUUGUAGUGGAAUUUACAAUCAUGUGCAACUGUACUACAGCUCACUUUUAAUAGUCCUCAUGGUUCUCAAAUACUUCGUGCCAACUUGGACACUUCUCUGUGUCUUUCAGCCAAGUAGAGUAAAAUCAAGACCAUCUGAAGUAGCUCUUACUUCACAUUAUAAUAUGGAUGGAUCGUGUUAUAAUCAAUAUCACAGAAUGUUUUUGCCGACAUUCGGCUCGUCGGGAUCGAUUCCCUACCCAGCUCUCUCAUAUCCAACGAAUUCUCCAAUGUUCGGAGCUAUAGGAGACUUUUCCGACAGUUCGCCGGAUGCAUCUCCGACCAUUGCUCGAUAUUGGACUGGACUAGACGAUGAUUCUUACUGCGGCUAUGAGAAACAUUUCAUAAAUGUUGAUCAGCAGAAAGAGAUGUUGGAAAGCCAGUAUAGAAUGGAGCAAAAUCGACAGAAUCUCGAAAAAAGUCUUGGACUAGAUAUAGAUAACGAUAAGAACGAAAAAAAUUCUCUGGACAAUAAUAGAUACUUGACGACUAUAAGCGAAGAGAGCGCCAACGUAACUGAGAACCCACCGGAAUAAGGCGUUUUCUGAUGGAUACGCAAAAUGUACUGAACCUAGUCGAGGAAGGUACCUAAUGUCAAAAUUGUUUGCCAGGGUACUCUUGUUAACAUAUAAAUCGUCCUAUUGUAAGAGUCGUUAGAAAAUGAAGAAAAAAAUUCGAACAUUCCUUUUGUAACAAGAGAGAAUCUAACGACGGUAACGGUAUGAAACAACAAAAAAGAACAAUGAACAGGAGUUUGAAGCGGUAUUCGCAACCAUCCUUCCAAAUGCUGUGAUUAAUUGAUGCUCAAGGUCGUCUAACCAUUUUACAAUCAUGAUUUCUUACCAUCACUUCAGUGAGACUAAGCCUCGAUUUAUUUUCGAAGCAAUUUUUUCAUAUUAUUAGAAAUGAUUGCAUUGCAAUCGUUUUAGAUUUGUAUCAGUGCAUCACAAUAGAUUAGGAGAACAAAGAAGCAAACAUCACAGGAUUUUUACACUUUGUUAGAUGUUCAUAGUUAAACCACAGAACUGUCGACAGUUUUACGAACUAACUCUCUCCGUACUAGAUGUAAGAAUCUAAUGAAUUGUAUAGUAAUAAUUCUCACCGUUCUAGAGAUAAGGCAAAGUGAUAAUUACUCGAUACCAUAUAUUUAGCGAAACAUGUUAGAUAUUAAGCAACAUAUUCUCAAAGUCGGGUGCAUCAGCGUAUCGACGAGAUUGUCAAAUGUUUAUUAUAUUGUUACAAGUACUUGUCAGCGUUCGGAAAUUCAUCAAAUUAUUGUGCCAAAACGUCGAUUAUUUUAUGAAACUAUGAAUCAUCAACAAUUUCGAAUACUCCGUAUUAUUCGUUUUAUUGUUUCAAAAUGAAACGAGAUUAUUCAAAAGCACGCAUUAGCUGUAAUCAAUGUUAUUCUUGAAAGUGUACCACCAAUGCAAUUGAAAAUAUUUGUUGAAAAAAAGUUGGUUUACAUAAAAAUUUCUUAAAAUGCAAUAUUUAAUUUUUAAUUUUGGAUUUCUAUAUAAUCAACUUAAUGGUGUGGUGUAUUUUUAAAUGCUACUGGUCUACAGAGAGAGAAUUUUAUUUGUUCAAAAGAGAAUAUACGAAAAAUCAGAGUAUUUAUGGCCUAGAAUAUUUUAUAAUUCCACGAAAAAUCAAUGCAAAAUUUUUAUUUUAGAGAGGUUACAUCAAUUAUGUUUAUUUUUAAUAUAAUUUAAAAUGCAAUCUGUACGAUUUGCACGACAUAUAAGAACGAUGAUCAAAACUUAGGAAUAUCACACGGUACAUUCGAAAUGCAUAUACUCAAAUUAUAACGAGCGUAACCUCACAAAAUGUGUUAGGUUUCUAUAAAUGUAUACUUAAAGGCAUGUACUCGGUUAUUCGAGUAAUUUUAUAACAUAUAAUGAAAUGUACAUAAAACGAAUAGAUAUUAUUAUCUAUAUACAAGGUAAACUUUGCUGAUCGUUAAACGGUUUUCACAUUUUCGCCACUUUUAAAUACUGUUCUAGCUAGGUGACAUGUGACGUCGCUUUAUCAGCAUAGCGAACGAGUAGUAUGAUGCAAUUUAUAUGUGUAAAACCGUAAUAUAUACAAUGGCGAAUGCCGACAAAGUUUGGCAAUUUUCACAUCUGAAUCUGGAUGAAUAUUUAUCAACGCUCGAAUAAAUAAAUAGAAACUUCUUACAUUUACACUCGUAUAGAUAUGCAAAGUGUACGCCAUUUGUCGAAUUAUCAGAAUUUUAAUAACAAAAGAAAAAUUCGCAAAGUACGUUACAUAUACAGUUAUCGCUUUUUAUAUGCGCUACCAAACACAUAUACUUUUUACCGAGACAUGGUAAAUAUGUAAUUUGUUAUUAUGAUUCUCAAAAUUGUCUAAAUAUUUUACGCUUACGAAAAUUUGGCAAUAUUCAUAUAUAUGAUUGUAUUUAUUACGUAUGCUAAUUGUAAAUAAUAAUUUCCUCAUACGAGACUUUUUAUUAUAGUUUUUUUUAUAAUUUGAUAAUGAAUAAAUAAAUGAAUAUGAAUGCUGUAA
Molecule: messenger RNA, 3699 nt
Organism: Nasonia vitripennis (jewel wasp)
Lineage: Eukaryota; Metazoa; Arthropoda; Insecta; Hymenoptera; Pteromalidae
Exons: 6
Coding region: 432-1709 (425 amino acids)
Source: RefSeq, a predicted model, not a curated record